This is a messenger RNA of Aspergillus homomorphus CBS 101889, 526 nucleotides long. RefSeq lists its product as uncharacterized. The record is from RefSeq and is a predicted model, not a curated record. Lineage: Eukaryota; Fungi; Ascomycota; Eurotiomycetes; Eurotiales; Aspergillaceae. Bases 223 to 495 code for a protein of 90 amino acids. The transcript has a single exon.
GGGAUUGUUUUCCAGCUCGACCGCGAGGGGAGAUUGGCAGAGAGGCGUUGGACCUUGUUUUGAAUUGUCUGGCGGCGGGUUUAGCUCAAUUACCGCCAGGAUUGACGGGAGGGCAGAGAGAGAGAGAGAUAUCAAACGGGGGUGAAAAGUGGUAACUAUGUCGGGUGUCGGGUACAAGCGGUAACUAUACUACUAGGUCUUUACUGUACAGUGUAUGUAUGUAUGUACAUACUCUACAUUUCCAGACACAACCUUCGCCUGCCUAGCUUCCCUCUAGUCCGCACCCUAAGCAUAACGAUGUGGUACGGAGCAGUCUGUACCCCGACUCCUGCUGGCUGUAUUGGAGUGAGUUCUGCUGUGAUACUUCCCUGUUCCCCAUUUAUUGUCUGCAGUUAUACGAUGAUAUUCUCAGUUCUAUUGAAAAUGGUGACAUUGUCAUUCACCUCUUCAUUGAUCUGUGCAGGGAUCCACCGAGAUUGGCAAUGGCACGUUUGACCAAGUAAAUGAAGGCCUGCGAUCUUAAGUG